Messenger RNA from Exophiala dermatitidis NIH/UT8656, 216 nucleotides. Its product is annotated as ubiquinol-cytochrome c reductase subunit 9. The record is from RefSeq and is a predicted model, not a curated record. The coding region runs from base 1 to 216 and encodes 71 amino acids. Gene Ontology annotation, biological process: mitochondrial electron transport, ubiquinol to cytochrome c. The transcript is spliced from 5 exons. NCBI's taxonomy places the organism in Eukaryota, Fungi, Ascomycota, Eurotiomycetes, Chaetothyriales, Herpotrichiellaceae.
AUGGCGAUCCUCGCGCGGAUUUCAGAGACAUUCUACAACACGGUCUUUCGCAAAAACGCCGUUUUCUUGACCAGCGUGUUUGCCGGUGCUUUCUUGUUCGAAAUCGGAUUUGAUACUGCCACGAACAAGUUAUGGGACAGCUGGAACCGAGGACGGCAAUGGAAGGAUAUUAAGCACAGAUACAUGACUGCGGGCGAGGACGAGGAAGAGGAGUGA